UAGUUUAAACGUUUGUGGUUAAAAUUAGGAAUUAAUUAUAAUAAAAGUAUUUAAAAAUGUGCUUUUAAAAGAGUAUUUAUGUGAAAGCUUGUGGCACUGCAGAAGUAGCGUGAGAUAUUAGUUCAAACCACUGUUUUUCUAGCAGUCUGCGCAAAACGCAAGUUUCAUCUGAACAUAUCGUAUCAUUUACUAAUUAUUUAUGCAUAAAUAUGUAUAGAUAUGUUAUUUACUUAUAUUUAUAGAUAUUUAACAAAAGGCUUAUAUUGAUUUACAACAAGCGUAUGUGCAGCGUAGUAUAUCUGGUUCAACCUCGCGUGAUGGACUGCAAAUGAGAGACCACAGAAAUGCGCUUGUAGGCAGCAACUGUAGAAAAUGUUUGAAUUAAUGCGCAGCCCACUCACAUUACCCUGAAGCGGUUGACGAGUGUCGUUCGAGCGUUGAUUCCCAGGCAUCAGCCGGUUUGUGUAGAGCCUUUGUAGUUGACCUAACAAAAGGACAUUUUUACAUACAACAAAUACAUACAGGAGUGUGCGUGUGUAGAUACCAGUGUCUGUACACUGUGUGAAGACACCACUAUACCAAAAUGUGAAAGCACAGACAAUGCCAAGUUGGAUAAACAAAUCGAUUGCAAGGAAAAAGGAUGUGUCAUAGCUGAGAAUAGCGAAACAAAUUACGUGUGUGUUUUGGAGAUUGAAAGCAUGGCGGAUACUCAACUAACACACGAAGCUAUCGAGGAUCAUACGCAAGCAGCAACCGUACUACCAGUGCCAGUAGCCUUACAAAUGGUGACUACUGAGACUGCUGAGAGUGACACAGAAGUAUCGAAAGAGGUUAAUAACGCCCCCGUAGAAAUUAUGGGAAAUGCUAAUGCAGAAGCAGAGAAUAAUGAAAAAGUUGAAGAGCAGUCUGAAGUCGCUAAGCAUGUCGAAGCGCAGCAGGAACAUAGCGAGGAUAAUGAUGCAACUCCGGAUAAAGAGAAAGAACCGCAGCCAGUUGAAACCGAGCACAAUGCAGAGCAAGCGGUCGAAGCUGGGGUGGAGGAAAUAACGGAUAUGCAAGAGAAUGCAGAGACGCCGCAGGUCGACGCUGAAGAUGUGGCUGUCGUGCAACCAGUGGCAGAAGAAGAAGAAGAAGCAGCAGUACAGCCGGAUAAUGGAUCACAAUCACCGGAUUAUCCUGCAGAUGCGCCGGCAAUAAAUGUAGAGGAAACAAAUGUAGAUGUUGAGAGUCCCCCAAUGACUGCAGCGAAGCCGGAAGACGCAGAGCAAAUGGAGCCACAAAAUACGAAUGAUGCUAAUGAUGGAGAUGAUGGGAAUAAAGACGAAACUGUGACAAAUAAUCAUGAUGAACAAACUGCAUUAAAUGGUGGUGUAACUGCGGUAAUGGAAAACAAUGACGAUUCGGCUCAUGUGGAUGAGCCAGAAAUACCAGACCACAACGUUGAGCCUCAGAUCGUCGAUAAUACUGCAAGCAGUAAUGCAGCAAAUGCUCCACCAACUGUUAUAGUGGACAACAUUUCGCCGCCAGCGAACACAGAACAAUUCCUCAGCUGUUACUCUUGCAGCAGCACCACGGAUGCAAAGUGUGCGCCGGGUCCUGGCAGAGCCAUGAACUGUCAAGCCACCGGAAAUAAACAAAAUGGCUGCUAUACACUUUACAAGGCUGACACAAAUGUCACCACACGCGGUUGCAUUUCCGAACUCACCAAUGAAGGUCUCAAGUUUUGCAAGUCAAACAGCAAACAAUGCAUUCUAUGCUAUGAGAAAGGUUGCAACAAACUAUUGGCGCCAUCGGCUGCUAAUCAAAGCAACUCACAGCUGAGCAUUUGGCUGGGGAUCAUAAGUUUUAUGCUGGUUACAUAUAUGCUUUAAACUAAAGAAGCUAUAAAAAAGUGUUUUUGUAAUCAUUAUAGAAAAUUUAAGUUAUAUGUAUGUAUAUAAAUGUUAUACACUUUUUACCCAAAAUGAAAUAAAUAAAACGUAUUUUUACCUUCUUUA
Messenger RNA from Zeugodacus cucurbitae (melon fly), 1997 nucleotides. RefSeq names its product myb-like protein X. Bases 699 to 1871 code for a protein of 390 amino acids. Lineage: Eukaryota; Metazoa; Arthropoda; Insecta; Diptera; Tephritidae. The record is from RefSeq and is a predicted model, not a curated record. The transcript is spliced from 6 exons.